AUAAAGACAACUAUAUAACGCGGAAGCAGAGUUGUUAAAAUAUUGUCUAACAAAAAAUUAAUUACAAAUUUCUACUAUUUGACAUUAAUUAAUUUACAAAACAGACAAUUCAAGUAAAUAAAUUAUUCUAUUCGAAUAAAAAAACAAUAAUAUUGUUUAUAUUUAGUGUUAUAUUUGUGGAUUUAUUUGCGAGUGCGAACAGAUAAAUGCAACACUGAGUUUUGUUGUAAAUGUAUUGGGGUUAAAAAGAAAUCGCAGUUGAGUUUUAUUCGUCGGAGAAAAUUCACGUACGUAUUCGCUGUGACGGUGUGAAUUUUUUUCAUUUUUUAUAAUUAUUUUGUUUAAACAAUAAUAAACAAAGUUUGUUGUUUUAUUACCAAACAAAGCGGUAUAAAAACAAACAUUUACUACUAAAACACCACUUUUCGAAAAAAAAGAAUCACACAAAAAAUUUGUUCGAUAAAAAAAAGAUAGAAAAAUUUCAAUUUUUUGUCUUACAAAAAAAAAGUGCAAAAAAAUUUUAGUAUAUCGUGUAACAGUGUGAGUGUGUGUGAGUGAGUGAGAAAAAAGAAGUGAAAAAAGGGCAACAAAAAAUAAAGAAAUUGGAAAAAAGAAAGGAAAAAAAGAAAUCAUAAUCAAAAAUAAUAAUUUAAAUUGAAAAAAAGUGUUAAACAAAACAAAAAAUAUACAAAACAGAAAAAACGCAUAACAAAUUUGUAGUGAGAAUUAAAUUAUUGUAACCAGCAAGAACGGGGUUAAUAUUUUUACAACAACAAAGCAUUGAAUUGAUUGAACCUGUUUAAUUGGUCACAAAAACAAUUGUUUGUGACGACGACAGCAAAUAACUACAAGCGGAUUUUUAUCUUCAAAAUACAUUUUUUAUUUAAACAGGGUACGAACAUUUUUGCUUAAUAAAUUUCAUAUAAUUAUAAGUCAACAUAAGCCAAAACGACGCGACGCGCGAAGAUGGCCAAAAUGGAAGUCGACGAUGUCGUCGACUUAAGUUUAGGCACCGGCCGUGAUCCGGCUCUAACUAUAACACCUACAACCGUAAGAGACUUGAGAGCACUUACACAAAACUCUGGACUGACUAUAACACCUGCACCACCGCCACCAACAGCAACAUCACCGGCCGCAGCAACAACCGCCACGGCACUGGGCAAUAAUAGCAGUAGUAUAACUAGCAGUACUAGCAGCAGCACUAGUAGUACAGCAAUAGCAAAUACAAGUGGUAAUACCACACCAACUACAAAUAAUAUAUCGACGACUAUAACCACGGUAGAUCCAUCUAGUAAUAGUGCAACUAAUCAAAUAACAAAUACAAAUACAUUAAACAACACAUCCACGGCAAGUGCUAACACAGUUGUGGCCACAGCAACUACAACAGUUGCAGCAACAACAACAAAUUCCCAAACCACAACCAACUCAUCAGGGACGGGGUCAUCUGGUGGCGGCGGCACUAGCAUUGGUGGUUUAGGAGUAGUUAGUUCAGGCAACGAAGAGAACAAAGUUCAACGUCGUGUUCUGAGACCACGCACCGAACCCAAGUCAUAUGCAGAGGCUCCUGAUAUAGUCUUAUUGCCGGCCCGCAUGAAUGGUCGCCAACAAAAUGGUAACAUAGACUCAGAAACAGAUGACGAGGAAAUGCCUCCAUAUGUACCCAUAAAAGAGUUGACACCAGCCGAAUUAAAAGAGCGCGAAAAGGGCCUGCGUAAGUUAAGAGACGACUUACGCAAUGAAGAAACCAAAUUAGUGUUGCUAAAGAAGCUUAAACAGUCACAGCAUGUCAUGAAGGAAAAUAUUGUGGUCACCUCGACCAGUGUAUCGCCUACAAAUCCCCUGGCAGCUAUACCAGCAGCUUUGACAUCGAAGGGAGCCUUAAGUGUUACCCCUACUACGGCAGUACCACUGCCAGCACAUACCAAAAGUUCACGUUCCAAUAGCAGUAACAUCUCAUCAUCGGUUAGCAUAAGUGCUACCAAUAGCCGCUCGAAUACAAAUUCCUCUUCAUCCGGGUCGACAUCAUCCCCCCAUCGUUCAACUAACAACUCUAUACUGCCUCCACCACGUUCGGCACUACCCGGUGGUGCUACUCUAACAGCCGGUUCUUCCGCUUCAAUUAGCAUUCAAGCCACAUCGUCACCAUCAUCAUCAACGUUGUCAUCAUCAGCCCGUUCGAAUGCUCUACCACCCCGCACCAAUCUACCGAAUCUCACUAUAACGCCAUCAGUGACUAUAACACCAACAUCGGCUCCACCAUCUGGACUUAAAUCACGCAAUCAGCCUAAUGUUUCGGAUAAUUCAAAGGUACCUAACACCAUCAGCAAUUCGGUAUCAAUAACACCAGCACCACCGUUGUCAACACAAAAUCAACAACACAAUGAGUUGAAGAAUGAACGCUUAAAUUCCCGCGAAGAUGUACAAACACCCGCACAAAGGCAAGCGGCUGCUAAAUUGGCUUUAAGGAAACAGUUAGAGAAGACUUUGCUACAGAUUCCUCCACCUAAGCCUCCACCACCAGAGAUGCAUUUUAUACCAAAUCCUAGCAAUACUGAAUUUGUUUACCUGCUUGGCUUAGAGACUGUUGUCGAUUAUAUAACGACAAAUAAUAAGAAAACAAAUACAGUGGCACCACCAUUUCGCUGUGCUCAAUGUAAGAUUGAUUUUACACCAGUCUGGAAGUGGGAGAAACAAGGCAACAAAGAAGCUAAAGUUAUUUGUGAACAAUGCGUCACCACUAAUGUUAAGAAAGCUUUGAAAGCUGAACACACCAAUCGACUGAAACAGGCCUUUGUUAAGGCCUUACAACAAGAACAAGAAAUUGAGCAACGUUUGGCCAGUCAAAGCAGUCCUUCCCCGGUGGAUGCUCAUGUAGCUGCUAGUUCUGCGUUGUCUCAAGUCCAGAAUCAUUCUCAACAAACGGCGCAUCAAUCUCAACCACAAGCAGCCCAUGCCGCCUCGACAGCAGCCGCUUUAGUUAAUCUACCACCGUCUGUAACGGUUAUACCCACCAAAUGUCACACUCCAACACCGAGUAUCACGCCGCGUCCCACACCACCACCAACCAAUCAACCGACACCUCCACCACCAACUACGCCACGUUCGUCGCGAGGUUCCAUGUCUCAUCAGGCUCAGCCCAGUCCUAGUACACCUACACCCAGUCAAAUGCAUCACCAUCAGCAGCAUCAACUCCAGCAGCAACAACAACACCAGCAGCAUCAACAGCAGCAGCGUGAGCGCGAACGUGAACGGGAAAGAGAACGUGAACGAGAAAGAGAACGCGAGCGGGAUCGUGAGCGUGAAAGAGAACGCGAGCGUGAUCAUCAUCGUGCUGAGCAGCAACAGCAAAGGGCUGCUGCUGAACAACAACAGCAACAACAACAGCAGCAACAGCAACAAUAUGAUAAAUAUUCAGCUGCUGCUUUAGCAGCCGCUGCUCAAUUGGGUGCUCUUGGUUUGCCGGGUCUAAACAAUUUAGCUGGUUUAGGCGGUCUCGGUAAUCUGGGCAAUUUAGGGCAACUGGGUAAUUUGGCGGCGUUGGGUGGUUUGGCCAAUCUAGGUGCUGCUGCCGCCGCUACGGCCACAAAUCCAGCAGCAGCUGCUGCAAAUCUCGGUGCUCUUGGCAAUGCAUCACCUGCUGCCGCAAUGCAAGCGUUCCAGCAGCAAUUAUUUAGAGCUUUGGGUCAAGGUUUAGCAACGAAUCCUCAACAUAUGAUGCAAUUUACCCCACUAUUGUAUUCCUAUCAAAUGGCUAUGGCUCAGGCAGCUCAAGUAGCUGCAUUUACAAAUAAAAAUAAAACAACAUCUGCAUCUUCCUCCUCUGCUUCAUCGUCCAAGAAUCAAACAGCCUCAUUGGCUGAUAUACAACGAGCCGCUGAAUUGCAGCGACAAUAUUUACUAGAGAUGAUACCACCGCAAGCACCAGGACCUAGUAACAAUCGCCAAAACAAUUGGAAAACGUAAAUAACACACAACAUCAGCAGCAGCAGCAACAGCACCAAUAAUUAUAGAACUAAAACUAAAAGAAAUCGAGUUUUGUGCAUGCAAUAAUCGUAAGAUUUUAAAAUAAUCUUUAAACAAAAAAAAUGUACUACAGUCAAAUAUUAAGUUUAAACUAAUAACUUAUGGAAAAUGAUUUAUUUCUUUCUUUUAAUUUAAACAUUUUUAGCUUUUUUCUAUUUUAAAGAAAAAUCUUAUUUGUUUGUUUAAAAACUAUGCAUGCUUUGGUCGUUUGAUCAGACCAAAAACUCAAUAAACCAUUUCUUAAUACAUAUUUGAAAAUGUAUCCUAA
Lucilia sericata (common green bottle fly) is the source of this 4291-nucleotide messenger RNA. It is a transcript of the gene simj, whose product is annotated as mucin-5AC. Gene Ontology annotation, biological process: negative regulation of transcription by RNA polymerase II. Gene Ontology annotation, cellular component: NuRD complex. NCBI's taxonomy places the organism in Eukaryota, Metazoa, Arthropoda, Insecta, Diptera, Calliphoridae. The record is from RefSeq and is a predicted model, not a curated record. The transcript has 10 exons. Bases 967 to 3963 code for a protein of 998 amino acids.